Molecule: messenger RNA, 745 nt
Organism: Cicer arietinum (chickpea)
Lineage: Eukaryota; Viridiplantae; Streptophyta; Magnoliopsida; Fabales; Fabaceae
Product: thioredoxin-like protein CXXS1
Source: RefSeq, a predicted model, not a curated record
UUUUUUUCUUGUGCAAUUUUGCUUAUAUAGUUAAUCAUAUUUCCUCCAAGAGUAUUUAUAUGCAUAACACUCUUUUGAAGUAGCAACAACAACAGAAGAAAGAAAUGGAGGGCCAAAAACAUCACAAAAAGUCUAAGGUUAUCAAAAUAGACUCAAAAAAAUCAUGGGAACAUCACAUCUCUUAUGCUACCAAUCAAAGUUACCCUGUUGUGGUUCAUUUCUCUGCUUUUUGGUGUGUGCCAUCUAUAGUUAUGAAUCCUUUCUUUCAAGAAUUGGCUUCUAACUAUCAAGAUGUUCUGUUUUUGACAUUGGAUGUGGAUGAGGUUAAGGAAAUUGCCUCCAAGAUGGAAAUUAAAGCCAUACCUACCUUUCUUUUGUUGAGUGGAGGAACUCAUGUGGACAAAAUUGUGGGUGCAAAUCCUGGUGAAAUAAAGAAAAAGGUUGAUAAUUUUAUUAUCUCAUCUCUUUCCUACAAAUCUAUGGGAACAGUCAAGUGAGUUUACUAGUGACUAAUUAAAGCCUACAACUUCAUUAUGUCAUUUUAAAAAUGAAACUACCAUUUUAUAUGUGUAAUUUCAGUUACCAGUGAUAGUACUACUGGUUGUUGUGUGUGUGUUUGUAAAAGUGUAACUUAUUGUGUAUUUAUUUUAAAUUCUUUGUCAUCAAGUGUUUCUCAUUUAAUAUACUCUCUAUAUUUUGUAACUAUGCGUAAACUUUCAAAUUGUUUGCUAUUUGUUUUACUCAA